ACCCAUGGUUCAGGCAAAAGUCUGUUUGCAUUUUUUUCUUCUACCAUUCGUUUUAACAAUGCGCUCUCUUGUUGUUUGCACUCUGCAGCAUGGAAGAUUUUUGUAAAAAUAGUUAUUUUGUAAAUGUCAGCGUAUAACAAAUGCUUUUUGUUACGGUGCCAUUUAAACAAGUACAGACCAACUGCAAGAAAUUAUACUGUAACCCGGCAGUGAAUGACAGACGCGUGACCUGGCACAGCUGCUUGGGAGGAAUCAGGAACGAGGGACGGACAGUUGCUGAGGGGUCUGCAGAAUUGACGAGAUUUUACACCAUGACUUCGGCAGAAUUACGAAAAGAACUGGAAGAGUACUUAAAAAAUAAUAAUAUUGAAACUGUCUGCGUGGACCACCCAGAGGUUUUCACAGUGGAAGAAAUGAUGCCCCAUGUUCAGCACCUAAGCGGAGCCAUCACUAAAAAUCUUUUCCUCAAAGACAAAAAGAAGAAGGGUCUAUGGCUGGUGACCGCUCGUCACGACAGACAAGUGAACCUCAACGAUCUUGCAAAGAAGCUGGGAGUGGGGAGCGGUAACCUGAGGUUUGCUGAAGAAGCAGCAAUGCUGGAGAAGCUCAGAGUGGGCCAGGGGUGUGCAACACCACUCGCGCUGUUCUGUGACAAACAAGGAGAUGUCAAAUUUGUCCUGGACAGUGAUUUAGUGAAUGGGGGACACGAAAGGGUAUAUUUUCACCCCAUGACUAAUUCAGCAACUAUGGGGCUAAAACCUGAGGACUUCCUGACAUUCUUAAAGGAAACUGGACACGAACCCAUUCUGCACAAUUUUGAUUAGAAAUUUUAUGAAAGCUCAACUUGUACCAUAAGUAUUGGUAGAGUAAAGUAAAAAGUGCAACCAGAUUCAACAAUGUGUGGCAAGUCAUGCAAUUAAACUCAAACCGUUCCUAUCGAACACUGCUUUAUUUUUUGUUUUAAAACCCCAAGGAGGUGUAAUAACGUUUUCAAUUUUCACUUAAAAUCAAAUGCAUUUUCAUAUUCAAGGGAUGCUUAAAGACAGAGUCAACAUUGCUUUAACAAUAUUUUUUAAAGAUAAACAUAUCCUAAUUGUUAAGAUAUAAUGUAUUUUUCACCCUAAUGACAUUUAACAAAAUAAAAAAUGCCAUGUCUAUAAAGUCUUAUUAUACUCUUAUCCUUAUAGCAGCUUUUUAAAAGUACCAACAAAAGUGCAUGAAAUGCCAAAAAACAGGUCAGUGAAUGUUUUAAAAACUGAUAUAAGGAUAUCAAGCUGUAAUUAAAAUGGAAUGUGAGAAAGUCUAUAUUUUACUAGUGAAUGAACUCAAAAUUAAUGUUAGGUGCUGUGAUAAGUCUAUACUACUGUCUCAACCCAAAGCAUAUUAAACAGUGAAAGUAUGCAUA
Messenger RNA from Acipenser ruthenus (sterlet), 1405 nucleotides. Its product is annotated as prolyl-tRNA synthetase associated domain-containing protein 1-like. The record is from RefSeq and is a predicted model, not a curated record. Lineage: Eukaryota; Metazoa; Chordata; Actinopteri; Acipenseriformes; Acipenseridae. The transcript is spliced from 2 exons. The coding region runs from base 141 to 824 and encodes 227 amino acids. Gene Ontology annotation, molecular function: aminoacyl-tRNA deacylase activity.